Panicum virgatum (switchgrass) is the source of this 2595-nucleotide messenger RNA. RefSeq names its product zinc finger protein STOP1 homolog. Lineage: Eukaryota; Viridiplantae; Streptophyta; Magnoliopsida; Poales; Poaceae. Gene Ontology annotation, biological process: response to acidic pH; response to aluminum ion. The record is from RefSeq and is a predicted model, not a curated record. The transcript is spliced from 2 exons. The coding region runs from base 814 to 2367 and encodes 517 amino acids.
GCCAGUUGCCGAUCCGACGCCUCUACUCUCCUCUCUCUUCGCAUCGCAUCCCCCCGUCCGUCCGUCUACCGACGAUGCUAAAUUGCUGAUGCAGCCAAGCCGAGCCACACCUCUUCUUUUUAGUACUCCAUGCAUACUAUUUUUUUUUAACGUGCGCGCUAGGAUGCUGGUGAGAUCCAAAACACGGGAUUCGUUCUGGUUACCGUGCGCCGCUGGAGCACACGCUGCGCCCUUCGCUGACCUCAGGGAUAGACUGACACCACAGCCCCACACCAAACGGGCUUACUAUCCACUGUACAAAGCAGCUGGAGGCUGGAGCACGUUACGGCGCCGCGCUGGGUGGGAGGCGCACCGCAACGGAGCUCGAACAGUGCGGCAUCAGUAACCGGGGGAGAGAGGUGAGGCGGGGAGCUCGUGAGGUCAACGAGGGGGGAGCGGGCAGGAAGGCUCGGGGCUCCUUCCUCCUCCUAUAAACCCACCUCAUCCGCCUACCGGGCUCCCAUUUUCUCGCCCGGGAGCCGCAAUUCCGACCUGCUUGCUUUGUAAGUCCACCUUUGAAUUGUUUAUUUACUUACCGACCUUCUUCUAGCUGGCUCGAUUGAACGAGAACACCGAUUGAGGAGGUGGCGAGGAUAACAUGGGGGGAAAUUUAUCUGGGAUUUGUGCUGUUCACCUCUUGAUGGUUCUCGAGAUUGCUUAAAGAAUUCUAGAAGGGUUCAUACUCGCCCAGUAGAUCAAUUCUACGCCAGAUGAUUGUACUUCCUGGGGGUAGAAGGGCGUACGGAAGCAGAACUCGGGUGGUAUUGAAUUGAAAUGGAAGGCGGGAUGUCAAGUUUGGAAACUGCCAUGAAAGCUUCUUCAUCGGUUGCAAGUGGUACUGCAAGGAAUGCUGACCCUGACAUACAGACUGUCCGUUCCAAUUCAGUAGAGCAGUUUUAUUUUCCAAGACCUGGCCAAUCUUUGCCAGGCAUUCCACCAUUCUUUGGGCCUCCUUCCUCCAGUUUGUAUCUUCCUAAUGACAAUGAAGCUAAAGUUGGCAACCAAUUUGAACCAAAUCUUUCACAGAGUACAGAUUGGGACCCGCAAGCUAUAGUAAGCAACCUAACUUUCCUUGAGCAGAAGAUCAAGCAGGUAAAAGAUGUUGUGCUGUCCAUGAGCAGCCGAGAGAACCAAGUAGCUGGCGGUUCCUGUGAGCUAGCAGCAAAGCAGCAGCUCAUAACUGCUGAUCUCACUAACAUUAUAAUCCAGCUUAUCACAACUGCUGGUUCGCUGCUCCCUUCAAUGAAGAACCCACUUAGCAGCAAUCCAGCAGUAAGGCAGCUCAGCAACACUCUUGGUUCUCCUAUGGGCUUUGGCAUGAAUGCUAAUCAGCGACCAAGUGUAGACAGCAAGAACGAUAUUCCUGACAUUGGAAAGGCCUCUGGUUACGAGGAACUGAUCAAUAGCCUUAAUACUACCCAAGAUGAAAGAGAUGAUCUGAUCAAAUGUCCAAAUCCUUGUGGUGGGGAAGGGUCUGAACCGACUCCGAUGGAAGACCAUGAUGUAAAGGAGAGUGAUGAUGGUGAACAUGAGGGAGAGAAUCUACCCCCUGGUUCUUAUGUAGUAUUGCAAUUGGAAAAGGAGGAGAUUUUAGCACCACAUACUCAUUUCUGCUUGAUCUGCGGGAAGGGCUUCAAGAGAGAUGCGAACCUAAGGAUGCACAUGAGGGGCCAUGGAGACGAGUACAAGACUGCCGCAGCUCUUGCCAAGCCCACGAAGGAUUCUGGUUCAGAUCAUGCACCAGUUACAAGGUACUCAUGCCCAUUUGUGGGUUGCAAGCGGAACAAAGAGCACAAGAAGUUCCAACCUCUCAAGACAAUCUUGUGUGUGAAGAAUCACUACAAGCGAAGCCAUUGUGACAAGAGCUACACCUGCAGCCGUUGCAACACUAAAAAGUUUUCUGUGAUUGCUGACUUGAAGACUCAUGAGAAGCAUUGUGGUCGUGACAAGUGGCUCUGUUCUUGCGGAACAACCUUCUCUAGGAAGGACAAGCUUUUCGGGCAUGUUGCACUUUUCCAGGGCCACACACCUGCGCUCCCCAUGGAUGACGUCAAGGUAUCAGAAGCAUCAGAGCAACAGCAGGACAGCGAGCCUAUGAAUGAAAUUUCGAGGAGCAUGGGGUGCUUCACUUGCAGCUCGUCUGAUGGCAUUUCAAACCUUGACAUGAAAAUGGCUGAUGAUGCACGCGGCUAUUACUCGCCACUGAGCUUUGAUCCUUGCUUUGGCGCACUGGAUGACUUUACUCGCCCUGGAUUCGACAUCUCUCAGGAUCCCUUCUCCUUUCUGCCUUCGGGAUGCAGUUAUGUACAGCAGAAUGGAGACAACUGAUGGAGGUCACCGUUGAUAAUGACGACAAGGGCACUGGCAGCCUUUAUGUAUGGCGUACGCAUGAUGCUAGUCUGGUUCUUGCUAUAUUCAAGAGUCAUUUUAGGUUAUGCCUUCUUUUUUCUUAAGUGUACUUCAUUUGGUGGUCAUCAAUAAUGAGCACUUUUAGCAUUUCGUACGGACCGAGAUAGCCCCAAUUUUCAGUAUAUACAUGCAAGAUUUACUGUGUCA